CGCAUCCAACCACCCGUGUCAGCGGUCUCUGACGGGAGUCAUGCAUUCACCUUCACCGCAGCUUCACUACUGGAAACUGAGGAUGACACUGCCUCACGCCACGACGCAAGACGCGUGAAGAUAUCCACCGCAGGCGGACAGGAAUUACAGGGGUGCCUAUAGAUAUAUCGCCAAAGCUUCACUUCCACCUCUUCCAGCCUGGGCACCCGGGUUCAAUCCACAACUUGAUCGCGUUCCAGAAACCGCAACCCUCUGUUCACAAUUACCACAACUUCUCCGACUCCCAGCCCUGUGCAUGUGUUUGUCGCCCGAAGUAACAAUAUGAACGAUGCAUUUCUCGAGGAGGCGGAGAGAAUGAUGGAUAUUAACGAUGAUAUCUUCAACUACCCACACCCUGCAGAGACGUCUGGGCCGUCUGACAAUCCUGAGCUACAGCUGAUGGGUAUGCCGAUUGAGAUUCGAGAGGCGAUCCUGAGACAUAUUCUGGUGAAAGAAGAUUCCAUCCAGAUAACUUCCACCCAUGCGAGACGGGGUGGACCAUAUUCAGGCAACUCUGCAUUGAUGUUUGUCCGCCCACAACAGCUUGAGACGAGCAUCCUUCGCGUCAACAAACGAACCGCGCAAGAAGCUACGGACAUCCUGUACGGAGCGAAUGUGUUCGAGUCUCAAUCAAUGCGUAUAUUCAAGCGGGCGCCUCUCAAAGUGGCCCAGUACGGCAUCGGACCUACGAAUAUGGCCAAGAUCAAAUUUGCCCGCUUCAAUUUACCGGGGCCCACCUUCAAGGGGCCCACCUGGGGUCAUCAGUCGUUGCUCGACUUUCUAUGUGCAAAUCUGAUCAAGCUCAAGAAACUCACAUUCAGAACCUUGGUCGGCAGCGAAAUGGGGGCCCACGGUGACGGAGUCAAGGAAGCGGAGAUGAAGAGGCUUCGGCCCGUCUUCUUCGUAGCGGCAAGAGUUACCAAAUUCCAUCCGACUUUGCGGAAGGCUGUCUGGCGCCGAUGGAGUGGCAGUAGAUUUGCAAAUUACGAAUGGAUAAAGUUGUUCGACUUUGAGGACAAACGAUACAUCAUCGGCGAAUUCUCCGUCGACCUCGUGCCGGAAGGGCUGGAGGCCUUCUUGAAAGGCAGCGUCAUUCGGAAGAACGCAUGCGGAGAGGACAUGGAAUGCAAUGACAUGGUUAUCAACAGCAGACUUGUGCGCCAGACUUAUUGGCACGACAAUGUCGAGAGAUUUGCACUGCCCAACAAUGCGACAUCGUCCGAAGUGGACGUCAAUGAGGUUGAAGUAUGGCCUAGCAGGGGCAAGUACCCUGUGUGAUAUGCAAUGUACGGCGGACAUACCGAGUAUUCAGGCGAGUGCAAAGUACGCAAAGGCACAUGGAUGCCGGUGGUGCUUUUGCUGCUCUCAUGAUGAAAUGGAGAUCGUGACUUGCUGAACGACGAAAAGCGAUUGAUGGCGAUGGAUGCGUGGUGACGGCUGUGAGUGACC
Exophiala viscosa is the source of this 1488-nucleotide messenger RNA. RefSeq lists its product as uncharacterized. Lineage: Eukaryota; Fungi; Ascomycota; Eurotiomycetes; Chaetothyriales; Herpotrichiellaceae. The coding region runs from base 322 to 1317 and encodes 331 amino acids. The transcript is spliced from 3 exons. The record is from RefSeq and is a predicted model, not a curated record.